AUGAGCUACGACUACGACCCUCCGCGCCGGCAGCGAAGCACCCGGGAGCACUAUCGCGAGGAGAGGUAUGCUGAGCCUCAAGAUCCCUACUUGAGGGUCCAGUCCACUCGCGACCUCGUGCCGAGGGGACGAGAAGACAGCGAUCUGUCGGUAGAGGAAAUCCGCAGGGACUUUCCUCCGCCCGGCUACGCUCGUGGCGAUAUCCGGAGGGCUCGGUCGGCAGAGCCCUAUGAUUAUGACGAUGAUGCGCGCUCCGCCUACACCCGCAGGAGCCGCGAUGACUACUAUGACCGCGACUACGAUCGCCGCCGGCGCCAGAAGGCCGAGAGCGUCUACAUCGAGGAGGAGGAGAUGAAGCGCAAACGUAUCCUGAGCCAGCAGGAGAAAAUCAUUGCUGCCGUCGCCGGAGCUGCCGUCGCCCUUGGAGGCAAGGAAGUUUAUGACCGCCGCGAGGCCGACCAGGAAGGCGGAGACGUCCAUCGCAACUUGAUGUCCUCAGCAGCUCUGGGCGCCGCCGGUGCCUUCGCCGCCUACCAGGGCGCCGAGUUCUACAACAAGCGCGCCGACAAGAACGAGAAGAAGUCCACCCACAUCGUCCACAAGGGCCGCGAUGGCAGAGUUACCGAAUACUACUCUGACGAUGAGGACGAGAAGCACAAGAAGGGUCACAAGAACUUCCUCGAGGCCGCCCUCGGAGCUGCCGGCCUUGGCACAGCACUCAAGGCUCUCACCGGCGGUGGCGGCCACGACGAGAAGCAUGGCGACCGGGACAGAGAUAGGGACAGGGACAGGGACAGGGACAGGGACUCCAGGUCUGACACCAGGAGCCGCCGUGGAAGCCGUGAAAGAUCGCAAUCCAAGGGCGGGCCUGGCGGUAAGAUCCAGAAGGCCGCCAUGGCCUCGCUCAUCGCCGGUGCCACCGAGGCGUUCCGGGUGUCCAAGGAGCCGGGCGCUUGGAAGGGCGAGAAGGCCAAACGAGUUCUCACCGCCGCUGCCGGUGCCGCGACCAUUGAUGCCGCGCAAAAGCCCGGAAAGGACGGUAGCAAGCUUGGCCUGGCCGAAUCCGUCAUCGGUGGUCUCAUUGGCAACCGCAUGAUCAACGGAUCCAAGCGAGACAUCAUCGAGGACAAGAGCACAGGGCGAAGCCGGUCACGCUCUCGUGCCAGGUCCGAAAGCAGCAAGGGAGGCGGCGGCGGCGGUAUGGGUCUCGCUGCACUGGCCACUGCUGGUCUGGGCGCCAUUGGUGCUAAGAAGGCUGUUGACAAUAUCCGUGACGAUCGCUCACGUUCCCGUCGCCGGGACGACUCUCGUGACUCUUACGACAGCCGAGAUGGGUCUCCCAGGCCGCGUGCGCGCAGCCGUAGCCGCAGCGUCGUCGACAAGGCCCGCAAAGGCUUGGCGAGGAUUGGUCUGGGCAAGGGAGAGGACGAUAGCGAAUACGGCUCCCCACGUGGCUCGCGCCGAGGGGGCCGCUACGAUGACGAUUAUGAUUCUCGGGAUGGCCGGUACCGCGAUGACUAUGAUGAUGACCGGUCCUACCGGGCUCGCAGCCGGUCAAGAGGAGCGCCGUCCCGAAGCCGGGCGUCCUCUCGGGGGUCAGUAUCCAGCUCGGAUCUGGGAGAUUCGGACGAGGACGAGAAGAGGGCAAAGAAGAUGCGAGGUAAGCAAAUCAUCACCACUGGCCUGGCAGCCGUGGCCACCAUUCAUGCAGCGCACAACGUGUACCAGAGCAUGGAGAAGCGGAAUGCUCGGCACAAGGCGGUCAAGGAGGGUCGUCUCAGCCCGGAGGAAGCCCGUAAACUCAAGUCAAAGGCGCUGCUGCAAGACGCCGCGUCGGUUGGCAUUGCCGCGUUGGGCAUCAAGGGAGCCGUCUCCGAGCUCAAGGAAGCCCGGGAGAUGAGCCACGAGGUGACGGAGUGGAAGCACCAGAAAGAAGAGCGGCACCAACGCCGGAUGAACCGCCUCGCGCGCCAGCAGCAGAAGCGGCUCGCAUACUCGAGCGACGACGACUAUGACAACUCCGACGACGGUGCCACACAGUACAGCAGAAGAUCCAGGGCUGACAGAUAUGCUUCGUCAGUUCCUCCGCGGGUCGGCGGCAGGUACGACGACGGGCCCCAUUACUCCGAUGGGAAUCCUUACUCUGCCUUGCCUCCACCGCCUGCUGGCUACAGCAACAGCAGAAGAUGA
Diaporthe citri is the source of this 2190-nucleotide messenger RNA. RefSeq lists its product as uncharacterized. The record is from RefSeq and is a predicted model, not a curated record. The transcript has a single exon. Bases 1 to 2190 code for a protein of 729 amino acids. Lineage: Eukaryota; Fungi; Ascomycota; Sordariomycetes; Diaporthales; Diaporthaceae.